UACAUUUAUGCGGAAGUUAUCGUUGCGUGGGAGUGUAGUACACAUUUGUCAGUGGUUGUCUGGUGUGUUGGUGGCGAAGGAGGUGGACUAUGUGUCCCUAAAUUUGAAUGGUGUGCAGUUAGUGUAGUAUUUGAACAUGGGGGUGGGUCUUCAGCCACUAGAAUUUUCGGACUGUUUAACUGAUAGUCCAUAUUUUAGAGAAAAACUUCACACGCACGAGAAGGAACUAGAAAGAACGAGUCAGCAAAUAAAAGGUCUAGUGAAAGAAGUCAAAGACUUGCUCAGUGCUGCUAAAAACUUGUCGCGGGCCCAGCGCACUCUGUCCAAUAGCCUUGUCAAGUUCAACUUCGAAUGUAUUGGCACUUCGCAGACCGAUGAUGAGGUGGGCAUCUCUGUGUCACUCAAAGAGUUCGGGCGCCUUAUCGCCAAUAUUGAGGACCAGCGGGACAUGAUGCUUGACCGUGCAUACGACCAGAUCAUUCUUCCCUUGGAGAACUUUCGCAAAGAACACAUCGGUGGAGUGAAGGAAGGCAAGAAGAAGUUCGAGAAACAGACGGCGAAGUUUUGUCUGAGUCAGGAACGCUAUCUGAAUCUCUCGACCAAGAAACAAGACGCGGUUCUCAAAGAGGCUGAUGCAGCACUUGUAAUGGAGCAACGUCAUUUUGUCCGCGCCAGCCUUGAAUAUGUCUUCCUUCUGCAGGAAGUACAAGAAAGGAAGAAAUUUGAAUUUGUUGAAACUCUCCUGGGGUUCAUGUAUGGUUGGCUUACCUUCUACCACCAGGGCCAUGAAGUAGCAAAUGAGUUCAAGCCGUACAUGCGAGAACUCCAGUUCAAGAUACAGAAGACAAGGGAAAACUUUAAUGCGACUCGAGACAAAACCGAAUCCCUUAUGAAGAAGAUACUAGAGAAAUCCAUGGGAUCUGGAGCAUCAAGCAUGUCGAAUGUAAGAGAGGGCUAUCUUUAUCUCAUGGAGAAAAAGGCAUUUGGUACGACAUGGACCAAGCACUAUUGCAUUUAUCAUAGAGAUACCAAGGAAUUUAAGAUGAUUCCUUACAACCAGAUGACUGGAAAAUUUAACUCUGCAGAUACAAUGACCCUAGCAUCAUGUACUCGAAGGAUGUCAGAUUCUAUAGAAAAGCGCUUCUGUUUUGACAUUACAUCUGAUGACAGGCCUGGCAUGCUGUACACUUUACAGGCAUUGUCUGAGGAUGACCGAAAAUUAUGGAUGGAUGCGAUGGACGGCAAGGAACCUGUAAGUGAAGAUAAGCAACAGCAUGUGACAUAUGCCAUGCCAGGAAAGAUCCCCAAAACAGAAGAGAGGAACCUAGAUGAAACCGGCUUCAAUUUUGUGAAACGAUGUAUUGAAGUGCUCGAAAACAGAGGUCUGGAAGAGCAGGGUCUGUAUAGAGUAGGAGGGGUAAGCUCUAAAGUAUCAAAAUUGCUGUCAGUGGGACUGGACCAGCGGAAAGCAGAUAAAUUGAGUGCCCUGGAUGACUCAUAUGAUUGGGAGACCAAGACAAUCACCAGUUCGCUGAAGACCUAUUUGAGAAGUCUCCCUGAACCUCUAACGACAUUCCGUUACCAUAAUAGUUUCAUAGCUGCAGCCAAACAAGAAACAAGAACAUUGAGGGUGAAUGAUGUUCACACCCUUAUCCACAGGCUUCCACAACAGAAUCGUGAUAUGCUCGAUAUUAUUAUAAAGCAUUUAAAGAAUGUUGCAGCAAAGAGUGACAAGAAUCUUAUGACAGUGAGCAAUCUGGGAGUGUGUUUUGGUCCUACAUUGCUCCGAUCAGAGGAGGAGACUGUUGCUGCCAUAAUGGACAUUAAGUUUUGUAAUGUUGUUGUGGAGAUUCUCAUUGAGAACUAUGAAAAGAUCUUCAAGAGUUCGCCUGAACAGGUUGAUCCUUCUCUACCAGAGCCUCAGGCUUUUCCAUCAGUGAGCAUUCCAUCAGUACAGAACCACAUUCAGCCCAUGCCAUCAGCACCUUCACAUGUAACACGACAACAGAAGUUCAACCCCAAUCCAUCUGGUGCUCUACCUAUACGACAUACUGUAAUCAAAUCAUAUUAUGAUGAGCCUAUACCAGUGCCCCUCAGUUCGAGUCUCCACAAUGUGGCACGAGGUCGUGAACAAGAAGGUAAUGGUGUAGGUUAUGUCAUGGGGCAAGUAGAGCACAUGAACAAUGUGGGACAUCAACAGCAUCAUUUAAUGCCAAAUCAGAAGCUGAGAGGAGUGAUGACCAUGAGAGGUGGACCUCAAGGCAGCAUUGGGGCUUACUCAGAAAGCAAUCUGUUGGCCCUUGGCUCUCAGCAGCAUAGAUAUAGUCCUCAGUAUCAUAUGCAGCAUAAAAAUGCUUUCCUGUAUGGAAAUAUGGCCAACUCAGAGGGUGUAGACCAGGCUAAUAGUUGCACAAGUAGUUCCAAUGAAUCAGUGUCCUCCCCACCUGUAUGGAACACUGACAAUCACAAUAAAUACCCUGCUGAUUCUCCUCAAAAGACUAAACGAGGCAGUAUCCUGGGACUCCAUUAUGCAGUUAGCUACAAAGCUCCUGAAGCUUUAAGGGUGCGAACAUUGUAUGCAUGUUUGGGAGAAAAUGAUGGAGAACUAUCAUUCGAACCUAAUCAGAUCAUAACAAAUGUGCGGUCAUCUCUAGAACCUGGCUGGUUGGAGGGGACCCUUAAUGGGAAGACAGGUCUUGUUCCUGAAAAUUACGUCGAGUUCCUACCCUAAAUGCCAGGUAUCAAGUUAGGCAGUGCCAACUUUGUUACUCACCAGCCACAUCAGCUCAUCAGCCACCUUCAGAAUGAUCAUCAGACUUGGGCCUGUUUGUCAAGCAGCAUCCACCAAAAGAGCAUAUUGAGCUCUGAUCUCAACAUGCCAUGCCAGUGAGCUUGAUGUUGAUUUUGCAGGUAGUUUAAUAUGCAACGAAAUAAGAUAUUGGCUAUACCCACCGCUUGACAUGUACAUUUAAAGACAAGAUGGCUGUUUCUCUAAUUAUAAAGAAACAGUGCCACUUUAAUUACAUGCAAAACGUUUUGCUGAAGAGAAUCAACUGCCAUAAGUAAUGCUAUCCUAAUUGAUAUCACAUGCCUUGGCUAGGCAGUAUCACGUACAAUAUCGUAAUGCACAUUCAAAAUAUGUUGAGUUUGUUACUCAGCUGCAAACAAAAUUUAUAAAAGACCUCAUUUCAUAAUUUCAUUGGUUGCUGCUGUGUAUGAUAGUACAGUCAUGUGAAAUAGGUGCUUAUUACUGUUAUAACCACAGCUCAAUAUUCCGGACUUUCUGGCAUAUUGUGUUAACAAUGUUUUGUAAAAAAAUAAUAGUACACUCUCAUUUAUCAGUGUGCCAUAUAAUCUUGCUGUGAAUUACCAGUGCCUCCUCUGGAAAAGUAAAUGGUAAAUAAGAUAUAAACUUUCUCAUGCUUGAUAUGACAUUUGCAUUGUUAUUAGCAUGAGAGGGUUGUGUUUGCUCAUGCCUGUAUUAGUUUGUAUCUGAGAGAUGUAGAGGUGGCAU
Messenger RNA from Cryptotermes secundus, 3514 nucleotides. RefSeq names its product rho GTPase-activating protein 26 (gene Graf). The coding region runs from base 137 to 2731 and encodes 864 amino acids. Gene Ontology annotation, molecular function: protein binding; GTPase activator activity. The record is from RefSeq and is a predicted model, not a curated record. NCBI's taxonomy places the organism in Eukaryota, Metazoa, Arthropoda, Insecta, Blattodea, Kalotermitidae. Gene Ontology annotation, cellular component: cytoplasm. Gene Ontology annotation, biological process: signal transduction. The transcript has 21 exons.